This is a messenger RNA of Gadus macrocephalus (Pacific cod), 3175 nucleotides long. RefSeq names its product ilvB (bacterial acetolactate synthase)-like (gene ilvbl). Lineage: Eukaryota; Metazoa; Chordata; Actinopteri; Gadiformes; Gadidae. Gene Ontology annotation, cellular component: acetolactate synthase complex. The coding region runs from base 326 to 2191 and encodes 621 amino acids. The record is from RefSeq and is a predicted model, not a curated record. The transcript has 14 exons. Gene Ontology annotation, molecular function: magnesium ion binding; flavin adenine dinucleotide binding; thiamine pyrophosphate binding. Gene Ontology annotation, biological process: L-valine biosynthetic process.
GUCAAGUGACGCGUAUGUUGUGCUAAGGUGCUGUAACGGUGCAGAAUUGUUAGCACUAGGCGUGCAUUGGCCUGUCGUUUCAAGUUAAGGAAGUGUCAAUAUGUUGACCACAGCCGUAUGAAUGUAGUAUAGUUGAACUUAAUCAAAAUGCGAAGGGGCUAGUUUAUAUCCAUAUUUGAUUGUAUAGUAUUUUGCACAAGCUAGGCAGUAGCCUAGCCAUUAAAGCAGUAGUCCAGCUAGGGCUCUCAGGUCGCUACUAGACAUUUAAUUAUAGGUCACAUCGAGACCCUUUCUUUCAUAUAUAUCGUAUUGAGGUUGUCUCGGGAUGGAUUAUCUGGGAGUCAUCGGGUACUCCUUGUUCAUUCCGCUGUGUGCACUUCUGUUUGCAGCCUACAAACUUGGGUUGCUCUACCAGUUGUUCCACAAGGCCGAAACCAAGAGCCCGCGCCACGGCGGGGAGAGCGUCGCAGAGGUGCUGCGUGCGCACAACGUCAAGUAUGUCUUCACGCUCGUCGGUGGCCACAUCUCCCCCAUACUGGUGGCGUGUGAGAAGCUUGGCAUCCGCAUCGUGGACACCAGGCACGAGGCAACGGCCGUCUUCGCCGCCGACGCUGUGGCGAGGCUGUCGGGCACUGUGGGUGUAGCAGCAGUGACUGCUGGCCCAGGCCUCACCAACACUGUGACGGCGGUGAAGAACGCCCAGAUGGCAGAGUCGCCAUUGCUGCUCAUGGGCGGAGCCGCAGGAACUCUUCUUCAGGGCAGGGGAGCACUGCAAGACAUCGACCAGAUGUCCCUUUUCAAGCCACUGUGCAAGUUCUGUGCCUCCAUCAGGACGAUCCGUGAGAUCGUUCCCACGGUCAGGAAGGCUCUAGCCAUCGCCCAGUCCGGCACCCCCGGGCCAGUCUUCAUAGAGUUCCCCAUCGACACGCUGUACCCAUUCCACUUGGUGUCCAAGGAGUUUGGGGUCAAGAACCCGCCCAAGGGCCUGAUGGGGAAGGUUGUCACUUGGUAUCUUGAAAACCACCUCACAAACCUGUUUGCUGGAGCAUGGGAGACGAGAGAUGUGUCUCCGUUACCUGUUGACAUCCCGCACGCCACCGAUGAUCAGGUCCAAAAGUGCAUCGAGCUGGUAAGCCGGGCCAAGAAGCCCGUCAUUCUCUUGGGUAGCCAAGCCACACUGCCGCCAACUCCUGUGGAAGAUAUCAGGAAAGCCUUAGAGUUGCUGGGAAUCCCUUGCUUUCUGGGAGGCAUGUCUCGUGGCAUGCUGGGUAAAGACAGCCCCAUCCAUAUCAGACAGAACAGACGAGAUGCCCUUAAGGAGGCUGACGUGGUGCUGCUGGCAGGCACUGUGUGUGACUUCCGUCUGAGCUAUGGCAGGGUUCUGAACAGACGCAGUAAAGUCAUCGCCGUCAACAGAGAUAAAACUCAGCUGCUGAAGAACUCUGACAUGUUCUGGAAACCAACUGUUGCAAUCCAGGGGGAUGCUGGCUCAUUCCUGUUGCAGCUCUCCAAAGGCCUGAAGGGCCAUAAAUGUCCAGAGGAAUGGCCUCAGAGCCUCAAAGCAGGAGAUGAGACCAAAGAAAAUGCAAACAGGGCUAAAGCGGUGGAGAAGACGGACCGUCACUUGAAUCCUUUGAAAGUGCUCCACUGUGUGGAUGAGCUCAUGGCAGAAGACAGCAUCAUCGUCGCUGAUGGUGGGGAUUUUGUGGGCAGCGCGGCCUACAUCAUGAGGCCAAGAGGACCCCUACGCUGGCUGGAUCCAGGUGCCUUUGGGACGCUUGGAGUAGGAGGCGGGUUUGCCCUCGGAGCAAAGCUGUGCCGACCAGAAUCCGAGGUAUGGAUCGUCUACGGUGACGGCUCCUUGGGGUACAGCGUUGCAGAGUUUGACACCUUCACGAGGCAUAAGACGCCAGUCAUAGCUGUGGUGGGGAACGAUGCGUGUUGGAGUCAGAUUUCCAGGGAGCAGGUGCCCAUACUCGGCAGCAACGUUGCCUGUGGCCUCGCUUUCUCGGAUUACCAUAUUGUGGCUGACGGCUACGGAGGUAAGGGCUGCCUCAUAGGACGCGAGGACGAGGACAGGCUCAGUGAAAUCAUCAAGUCCGCUCAAAGGGAGUGCCGGGAAGGCAAGGCCAUGCUGCUCAACGUUCUGAUUGGCAAGACAGACUUCAGAGAGGGCUCCAUCUCUGUGUAGAGCGGGCCGGCGCUUGGUGCCCCGCUCAGACCCCAAAGUUUUGCCUGGCUUGCCUGAUGGAUUUGUCGUGGGUCAGGCAAAGAGGGAAAAUGGAAUGUAAUGCUAUGAAAUGAAUGAGUUCAAGACUGAUUAAGGACCAGCCCGGCCCUGACCAAACCCUGGCUAACCCUAUGUGCCCUUAAGAGUAACUUCAAGGUUAUUAUAGUUAUGAUGAUUAUUAUUAUUAUUUGAAUUAUAUUUUACAUGUUUACGUCGAUUAAGAGUUCUUUGAACAGUCAGCCACUACACAUAGGAUUCAUCACUCACUUUAUUUGGUUAUAUGUAUUGUUAUGGUUACAAAAUAUCAAACUUCAGUUAUAUGUCCGAAUGCGAACAGGCAUUAAUGAGUUAUUGAGACUGACUUUUACAUAAAUCUAUAUGGUAUGUGUGAUAGAAAUAUCUUAUGUGGAAAAAUUGUGUAACUGUUAAAACCAUGAAUGAGAAGUUAAUGGACUACAACUAUUCAGGAACUAUUUCAACCUCUACUUUUUCAAUGCUGCCUAAUUUAAGUUGCAUCUUUCUCUUGACUGCAUCUUUUUCACUUAUGCUAUUAAGAAUAGAUGAAACUGCUUCAGUUGACACUACAUUGGCUUUAGUUGUAUGACCAGGAUGCCCUUUCAGCCUGUAGAAUGUAUGCAUUGUGUAUUCAGUCUAACGAUUUACUUCUAUAGGCAUCUAUAUUUAAUCCGGUCAGUGGGUUUGAUUUAAAGAUGAAAAAGAUAAACCUCUAGGCCGCAAGUUUUUCUUUUAGUCAUAUUCAGAUAAAAAAGCACAUGAUAUGGUUUAAAUCCGAUAAUUUCUGAUCUAAUCUAUCAUGUAUUUGCAUACACAUUGCAUUAUUUUCAAAUUCUGCUUCAGUACACAUUUCAAGGGAAAAAAGGGUAUAUAUUCUGUGUUUGUUAAAUCAGAAAUACAUUUUAAUAAAAUAAGCAUUUAUGUGAAUAA